AGGAUUUGUCCUUCCCAAAGCUUGGGCAGAUGGAGGAGGCUGCGAGGAAGAGGAAGAUGCCUUGGGCCCCCCAGGCAGGCCCCGAGCUGAGGACGGAGAGCCCGGAGGACAAAUCCCCCCGGCAGAGCCUGGUGGGAGAGGCCGUUUUGAAGGGCUCCCCGGCGCAGGAAGGCAGCGGGAAGGAAAAGGGCCGGAGAUCCCCCCGCAGGAGGGGCUCCAAAGCCAGCCCAGGGGGCUCUGAGGAGGAAAGAGCCAGCCUGUGCCGGGAAGGCGGCCGGAGCUUGAGGGGAAGCUCUGAGCUGGUGGUCCCUGAGCAGCCUCCCAGCAGGGAGAAGCCCUUCAGGUGCUUGGAAUGUGGGAAGAGCUUCAGGAAGAGCACCCAACUCCUUGCCCACCAGCACAUCCAAACUGGGGAACGGCCCUACACGUGUAGGGAAUGUGGGAAGAGCUUCAACCAGAGCUCCAACCUGAUCCGACACCAGCGCAUCCACAGUGGGGAACGGCCCUACACAUGUAGGGAAUGUGGGAAGAGCUUCAGGAAGAGCACCCAACUAAUCCGACACCAGCACAUCCACACUGGGGAACGGCCCUACACCUGUGGGGAAUGUGGGAAGAGCUUCAACCAGAGCUCCACCCUGAUCCGACACCAGCGCAUCCACAGUGGGGAACGGCCCUACACAUGUGGGGAGUGUGGGAAGAGCUUCAGGGACAGCUCCCACCUCCGCACCCACCAUCUUAUCCACACUGGGGAACGGCCCUACACAUGUAGGGAAUGUGGGAAGAGCUUCAGGCAGAGCUCCAACCUGAUCCGACACCAGCACAUCCACACUGGGGAAUGGCCCUACACAUGUGGGGAGUGUGGGAAGAGCUUCAGGCAGAGCUCCACCCUGAUCCGACACCAGCACAUCCACAGUGGGGAACGGCCCUACACGUGUGGGGAGUGUGGGAAGAGGUUUCAGCGCAGUGGGAAUCUCCUCAGGCAUGAGCAGACACACACGGAUGAGAGGCCCUUCCGCUGCACCGACUGCGGGAAGGGCUUCAACCGGAACUCCCACCUCAUCACCCACCGGCGCAUCCACAGCAGGGAGAGGCCCUACAAGUGUGGGGAGUGUGGGAAGAGCUUCACCCAGAGCGGUAACUUGACCUCACACCAAUGGACCCACCAGUAAGGGAAACCCUGCGAGUGCCCCGACUGCGGGAAGAGCUUCGGCCGCUGCUUCCACCCCGAAUGAAGCCCCUGAUGGUGAAGCAACCCCUGGAGUGCAGUGACUGUCAGUCCAUCCCUUUCGACCACAAAGGGCCAGUCCCCUUUCCCAGGGGCAGCUUCUUCCAACAGAACCCUUCCUGGGGGGUGUGUGGAGAUUCCUGCCUUGGCUGGGGACCCCCAAAGGUCACUGCUGGAGGUUGAGAGCAGAGAUCUCCCCACCAGCGUUGGUCUGGGGGAGUUCCAUCCAUCUCUAAUUAAGAAUUAUUGCUUUUGUGCCAGCUUGAGUAGAAUGGCUUCAACAAUUGCUUUAGUGUAGAGCACUGUCCUAUCUUACCCUGUACUCCUGGUAGUUUUAGUGUUUGUAUUGUGCAGUAAAUAAUUCUGAUGAAGAUCUUUUGUCUGAUCGUUUGUAACCCUAAAUAAAUUCAUUUCUAUCAAUA
This is a messenger RNA of Pseudopipra pipra, 1647 nucleotides long. Its product is annotated as zinc finger protein 239-like. The transcript is spliced from 2 exons. Gene Ontology annotation, molecular function: RNA polymerase II cis-regulatory region sequence-specific DNA binding; DNA-binding transcription factor activity, RNA polymerase II-specific. The record is from RefSeq and is a predicted model, not a curated record. NCBI's taxonomy places the organism in Eukaryota, Metazoa, Chordata, Aves, Passeriformes, Pipridae. Gene Ontology annotation, biological process: regulation of transcription by RNA polymerase II. Bases 30 to 1169 code for a protein of 379 amino acids.